Danaus chrysippus (African queen) is the source of this 1242-nucleotide messenger RNA. NCBI's taxonomy places the organism in Eukaryota, Metazoa, Arthropoda, Insecta, Lepidoptera, Nymphalidae. The record is from the annotation of a GenBank genome assembly.
AUGACUGAGGAACGUCUGGUGACUGAGGUGCCGAGCAGCUUGAAGCAGUUGGCAAGGCUGGUGGUGAGAGGUUUCUACACCAUCGAAGAUGCCUUGAUCGUGGACAUGUUGGUUCGAAACCCUUGUAUGAAGGAAGAUGAUAUCUGUGAACUGUUAAAGUUUGAAAGAAAAAUGUUGAGGGCUCGAAUAGCUACACUUAAAAAUGAUAAGUUCAUACAGGUUAGGCUUAAAAUGGAAACUGGUUUGGAUGGCAAAGCACAAAAAGUGAACUACUACUUUAUAAACUACAAAACUUUCGUGAACGUAGUAAAAUACAAAUUGGAUUUGAUGCGCAAACGCAUGGAAACUGAGGAGAGGGACGCCACCAGUCGCGCCAGCUUCAAAUGUCCUUCGUGUGGGAAGACAUUUACAGACCUCGAGGCUGACCAACUUUACGACAUGAUGACUCAAGAGUUCAGGUGUACGUUUUGUAACCAAGUUGUUGAGGAAGACCAGUCAGCGCUGCCUAAGAAAGAUUCAAGGUUGCUGUUAGCGAAGUUCAACGAACAGUUAGAGCCGCUCUACAUCUUACUGAGGGAGGUCGAGGGCAUUAAAUUGGCUCCAGAGAUAUUGGAACCAGAACCUGUCGAUAUAAACACCAUCAGAGGAUUAACAGCCAAGCAUAUGACAAGUCGUCCAGGUGGUGGGGAAUGGUCGGGCGAGGCGACCCGCAGCCAAGGUCUGGCUGUGGAGGAGACGCGUGUAGACAUCACAAUCGGGGACGCGGACAGAACCGACACGACAGCCGCUCGCAAGGAACGACCCGUCUGGAUGGUGGAGAGCACCAUCACCACCGGCGAACAGAGCGAGUCUUCGUUGGUGUCUGGUGAGGUCGAGCGAUCUACCGGCAAGCAACCGGCCAAGGAGAAGGGAGACGACAUCAUGUCCGUGUUGUUGGCACACGAGAAACAAAAUACAGGGAACGUUGCAGCGAACGCUAUCAAGGGCGCGGAUCCUGAGAGCUCGGAUUCUAGCGACAACGAAUCAAAGGAUCCUUAUAAACUAAAAGAUGAAAUCGCCGCUGUUGCUGAAAUGGACAGCGAAGAUUCUGAAUCAGAUGACAACGCGCCUACCGUAUUGGUGAAUGGCAAGCCGGUGGCUCUGACUAGUAUAGACGAUGACGUCAUCGCUCGUAUGACUCCCACAGAGAAGGAAACAUACAUACAAGUGUAUCAAGAGUACUACAGCCAUAUGUAUGAUUAG